UUCUCCGGGCGAUGGUGGAAUGCACUUUACGUGAGAAGUGCUAUACUAUAAAUUUACUAGCGUUUACUUCUGAGUUUACAUAUUUACCUAAGCAACGAGAUGGAAUAUCGAAAUGGAAAGGAAACUAGUGAGGUCUCGAAUUCAAUUGCAGACAAUCAGCUACCAAGAAACACCGCCAAAUGAAGAUGCGAGCAGUACGACAGCCAUGAAACAAACGGACGACAGUGAGCACCAGAAGUGGAGCAAUAGCAUCGAGUUCUUGCUGUCAUGUGUGGCGCUUUCCGUUGGAUUCGGAAAUGUUUGGAGAUUCCCUUACACUGCCCUACAGAACGGAGGAGGCGCAUUUGUGAUACCAUACCUGAUUGUGUUGUUUGUAGUCGGAAGACCCAUCUACUAUUUGGAGAUGGUGAUGGGACAGUUCUCGAGCCGAGGAUGCGUCAAAGUAUUCGAUGUCUGUCCGCUGAUGCGGGGCAUAGGGGUCGGACAGGCAAUCACGAUGUUCAUACUUGUAGGAUACUACGCUGCGAUGCUAGCGCUGUCAGUUAGAUUCUUUCUGGAUUCAUUCCGUAGUCCUUUGCCCUGGAGCGAAUGUGAGCGCGACUGGUUGGAUUGCAUUGAUUCUAAAUUUACUGGACAAACGUCGGUUGUUAACGGCACAGUGACUCCAUCGGCUGACUUCUAUUUCACUAACAUCAUCAUGAAGCUAGUGCCAAACAUUGACAACGGAAUUGGGGUUCCGGAUUGGAAAUUGGUCCUUUGCUUGCUAGCUUGUUGGAUCUGCAUUUUUGGACUUCUGGCCAAAGGAAUCAAAAGCUCGGGAAAAGCAUCAUACGUAUUGGCUGUUUUCCCUUACGUGAUUCUAGUGAUGCUGCUCAUCCGUUCCUGUACUCUCACCGGUGCUCUCGACGGUAUCAAAUAUUUCGUGCAGCCUCAGUGGGAAAAAAUACUGGAACCAGAUGUUUGGUACGCAGCAGUCAGCCAAUGUUUCUUCUCUCUGACCAUUGGGCUAGGAGCAGUGAUCGUCUUUUCGUCAUUCAAUAACUUUUCCAGCAAUAUUUAUCGCGACGCCACCAUCAUAUCCAUUCUCGACACACUCACCUCGAUGGUUUCCGGCGUGAUUGUGUUCGGGAUCGUCGGAAAUGUAGCCUACGUUACGCAGCGAGAGGUUCCGAAUGUAAUGAAAGCCGGACCACAGCUAACCUUCAUCACCUAUCCGGAUGCCAUCGCUAAGAUGGACUUUGCGCCCAACUUUUUCGCCGUGAUGUUCUUCCUGAUGCUUGUCGUACUGGGAUUGGGCAGCAGCAUGGGAAUCGUGACGACCAUUCAGACUGCAAUCCAAGAUCGAUAUCCGAAGGUGACGAUCUGGAAGAUUGUUUUGGUUAUUUCCACGGCUGCAUUCUGUUACGGCUGUGUGUUUCUCACUCCGGGCGGCAUGAUAAUAUUAGAUCUGGUGGAUUACUAUGGAGUUACGUUCGCCACCCUUACUUUAGUUAUCCUUGAAGUCAUCGCGUUUUGUUGGAUUUAUGGCGUGAAACGAAUCUGUAUUGACAUCCAGUUUAUGCUAGGAAUUAAGAGCGGCAUUUUCUGGAGAGUUUGCUGGGGUUUCCUGACUCUAUUCAUCAUUGGAGCAAUUUUCGUACUGGAAGUAAUCAGAUACGAAUUGAAGGACGUUCCAUUGGGUUACAAUGUGUUCGGAUGGUGCUUAUACAGCUUUUCGGUGCUGCAGGUCGUUGGCUGGGCAGUUUAUGCAGUUUUAAAACGACCAGAGAAGCGAGUACUGAGGAAGUUUCUUCGUGCGUUAGAGCCAACAGAUGACUGGGGACCUGACAGUGCAACCCUGAAAAAUGAUUAUAAUGUGGCAGUUCGACGAUACAAGGAUUCUCUAAGCUUACGAAAUAAGAAUAUUGUAGAGAGAAUAUGUCUACGUCUUUUCAAACGAUAAACUAUGGUUUGGCAUCACUGUGAGUUGUGAAUUUGGAGGCUUGACAUUUGGUUCAGCCUGGAUUUCAACAAUAAUGACACACAUUUAGGUUUGAAACCAGUUUGUGGGUAUUUUAAGCUCUAUUUGGUACUUUGAAUGCUUAAAUUGAAGUUUUAAUUGUGGUCCUUCCUUUGAUUGUUAGUUUUAAGUUGAAUAUUUUACUAUACAUUCCGCAUGUUAUCAUUGCGGAAACGGACGUAUCUAAAUAAUAUAUCGAUAAAUAAAAAAGUGAUUAAAACCUCUCCAUUAUUUCCUAACAGAAAUUAUUUGCGCAUUCUAUUCUUUUUUAUUUAAAUUCAAUUGAACACUUGACAUAGCCAGUAGGGCAGAAAGGGUCACUUGAUCCCCAUUUUGUUUGUUCUCAUAA
This is a messenger RNA of Topomyia yanbarensis, 2348 nucleotides long. RefSeq names its product sodium-dependent nutrient amino acid transporter 1-like. Gene Ontology annotation, molecular function: L-amino acid transmembrane transporter activity. NCBI's taxonomy places the organism in Eukaryota, Metazoa, Arthropoda, Insecta, Diptera, Culicidae. The coding region runs from base 113 to 1942 and encodes 609 amino acids. Gene Ontology annotation, biological process: sodium ion transmembrane transport. The record is from RefSeq and is a predicted model, not a curated record. Gene Ontology annotation, cellular component: membrane. The transcript is spliced from 7 exons.